Messenger RNA from Mirounga angustirostris (Northern elephant seal), 2285 nucleotides. It is a transcript of the gene ANKRD16, whose product is annotated as ankyrin repeat domain 16. Gene Ontology annotation, molecular function: protein binding. Bases 555 to 1694 code for a protein of 379 amino acids. The record is from RefSeq and is a predicted model, not a curated record. The transcript is spliced from 7 exons. Lineage: Eukaryota; Metazoa; Chordata; Mammalia; Carnivora; Phocidae. Gene Ontology annotation, cellular component: nucleus; cytoplasm.
AGUUCCUCCGAGCGCCCGCGAACCCGAGGAGGGGUCGCGGCCGGGAGUGGAGGGGGUGGUUGAGGUUGGGUGAGGGAGGGGCUGAGGGUGGGGACGCGCGGGGCCCCACCCCCUCCCUGAGGGCCCGCGGCUGCCUGGCGACGGGAAGGCGGCGGUCCCGGCUGGGAUCCCGGCCCCUCUCGGGUGCAGCCCCGCGCCGGCUCCUCCGCCGCCGCCGCCGCCGCCGCCCAGCUGGCUGCUGUCGGGGCCGGGCGGACCCUGCUGCCGCGUGGAGCGAGCACUGGCCCGGGGCCGGCUGGGCGGCAGCACCCCUCACAUCUGAUGUGGCUCCCCCAAAUGCAGCCCGUGCGGGCGGCAGCCUGGGAACGAGCCUUGGGCCCGUGAGCACAGCCGGGCCCGCAUCCGGAGCGCGCGUCCGCGGCGGUGGGCGAGGCGAGUCGCCCGCUGGAGGACCACCCGCGCAUAGAGCAGCGGAGGUCCGGGCGUCCCGGGGACCGCGGGGGUCAGGGCUGGGGGCCCGCACGCCCCUUCCUCCGCCACCGGCGCCCGCGGCCAUGGCAGCGCCGGGGGACCCGCGGCGGCUCUACCGGCUGGUGCAGGAAGGCCAGCUGUGCGCCCUGCGGGAGGAGCUGCGGGGAGCCGGGCGCGCGGACUGCCCGGGGCCCGCCGGGGACACCCUCCUGCACUGCGCCGCCCGCCUCGGGCAUCGGGACGUGCUGGCCUAUCUGGUCGAGACCUGGGACAUGGACAUCGAGGCCACCAACCGAGACUACAAGCGGCCUCUGCACGAGGCUGCCUCGCAGGGCCACCGGGACUGCGUGCGCUACCUGCUGGGCAGAGGAGCCGCGGUCGACUGCCUGAAGAAAGCCGACUGGACUCCUUUGAUGAUGGCCUGCACAAGGAAGAAUCUGGAGGUGAUCCAGGACCUUGUAGAACAUGGUGCCAACCCACUUCUGAAGAACAAAGACGGCUGGAAUAGUCUCCACAUUGCCAGCCGAGAGGGUGACCCUCUGAUCCUCCAGUACUUGCUCACUGUUUGCCCAACCGCCUGGAAGACAGAGAGCAAAAUCGGGAGAACUCCUCUGCACACGGCAGCAAUGCAUGGCUGUUUAGACGCAGUGAAGGUCCUUCUCCAGAGGUGCCAGUACGGAGCCGACUGCGCGGACAGGUGUGGCUGCACGCCCUUCAUGGACGCGGUUCAGUGCGGCCACAUCGAUGUGGCCCAGCUGCUGCUCGAACAGCACGAGGCUUGCUGGGCGGCGCGGGACGCCCUGGGCGCACAGGCCAUCCACAGGGCAGCCGUCACCGGGCAGGACGAGGCCCUCCGCUUCCUGGUGUCCAAGCUGGGUGCCGACGUGAACGCCAGGGCAGCACCCAGCCGCCUGACGCCGCUGCAUUUCGCCGCUAAGGAAGGACACGUGAGCACAGUCCGGGUGCUCCUAUCCUUGGGUGCUGACAUCAAUUCCAAAGAUGAAAGAAACCGAUCAGCUGCUCACCAGAUGGGCAUCGCUGCGGCAUCCUGCUCCAAGUCCGUGUGGCUUCUGUCUCCACGCAGCCCUGCAUCUGGCCUGCGCCGGCCAGCACGCGGCCUGUGUCAAGCUCCUCCUGCUGUCCGGGCUAAGCGACUCCCUGGACGCCUCGGGCGCCCUGGCUCAGCAGCUCGCUCGCAGCGCAGACGUCCUUCAGUGCUUUGACCGCCACCCCGAGUCCUGAGGGUGCUUCUGAGCAAGGACAGGCACGGUGACCACGUCCUGCCACUGCCGUCGUUGGGGUCCCCAGCCAGAGGGCCGUGAGGACGCCGCCUCCCGAGCCCUGUGACCUACAUGUGGAGUCUUUCCAGGACCCGGAUUCCACUUUUUCUGCCCUUCAAGUGGAAUUAGGGGAUGUUCAUGAAGCCAGGGUCUGGAGCCCUUAGAGAAGCACAUGACCCACGUGAAUGUAACCCAGAGUACGUGUUCACGUAAAUAUGUCAGAUGUUUUAUGAGGGAUGGCAAUGACGAUGAUGUUAAUGGUACAAGAGCCAUAAACAUAACCGGCCUGCCACUUCCUUCCUUCCUCGCUUCUUCUUGUUCAUUACGGUGGUUUUACUUUGGUUUCGUAGCCAGGAAGGAGAUGCCUACACAGACAUUUGAGAGAAAAUAAUGGAAAUAUUUGCACAUUCUAAGCGCUGCUAGUUAAGCCAUAACGUUUUAAUCUUGAGGUUAUUUUUACUUGAUAGUUCUGUGUUGGCUUUCUUCAGAUAAUAAACACACCUAAAAAUGCAGCUAAGAUAUUUUCCAAACUUU